AUGCAGCGUGUUUUAAGUUCUAGGGCUAGAGCUUCGGUCCUUUCCGGAUCAACAGCUUCAAAGCUUCGUCCUUUACAACAAUUGAGAUUCGCCCACAAGGAGCUCAAAUUCGGUGUUGAGGCUAGAGCAUCUCUCCUAGCUGGUGUUGAAACUUUGGCAAAGGCUGUCGCCACUACCUUAGGACCUAAAGGCCGUAAUGUUCUCAUCGAGUCGGCAUAUGGUUCCCCAAAGAUCACGAAAGAUGGUGUGACCGUUGCAAGAGCGAUUACUCUCAAGGACAAAUUCGAGAAUCUCGGUGCUAGACUUAUUCAAGAUGUUGCGUCGAAAACCAACGAGACAGCUGGUGAUGGAACUACGACCGCAACCGUCCUUGCUAAAUCUAUAUUCUCCGAGACCGUAAAGAACGUUGCUGCAGGUUGCAACCCAAUGGACUUGCGCAGAGGUACACAAGCUGCCGUGGAAGCUGUUGUCGAGUUCUUGCAGAAGAAUAAGCGUGAUAUCACAACUAGCGAGGAAAUCGCACAAGUUGCAACUAUCAGUGCAAAUGGUGACACCCACAUUGGAAAAUUGAUCGCCAACGCCAUGGAGAAGGUUGGAAAGGAAGGCGUGAUCACGGUCAAGGAAGGAAAGACCAUGGAGGAUGAACUUGAUAUCACUGAGGGAAUGAGAUUUGACCGUGGAUAUGUCUCCCCAUACUUCAUCACCGAUACCAAGUCUCAAAAGGUUGAAUUCGAGAAGCCAUUGAUCCUCCUCUCUGAAAAAAAGAUCUCGAACGUUCAAGACAUCAUCCCGGCACUUGAGGCAUCCACUCAACUCCGUCGUCCUUUGGUCAUCAUUGCUGAAGAUAUCGAUGGAGAAGCUCUUGCUGUGUGCAUUCUUAACAAGCUUCGUGGUCAACUCCAAGUUGCAGCUGUCAAGGCACCCGGAUUCGGCGACAACCGAAAGUCUAUUCUCGGUGAUCUCGGCAUUUUGACUAAUGCUACUGUCUUCACUGACGAGCUUGAUCUCAAACUCGAAAAGGCUACAGCAGAUAUGCUCGGCACCACUGGAUCUAUUACCAUCACCAAGGAGGACACUAUCAUUCUGAACGGAGAAGGUAGCAAGGAUGCUAUUGCUCAACGAUGCGAGCAGAUUCGAGGUGUUAUGAGCGACCCAGCCACAUCUGAUUACGAGAAGGAGAAGCUACAAGAGCGUCUUGCUAAGCUUUCUGGCGGUGUAGCCGUUAUUAAGGUUGGUGGUGCCUCAGAGGUUGAAGUUGGUGAGAAGAAGGACCGAUUCGUUGAUGCUCUCAACGCCACUCGUGCCGCUGUUGAGGAGGGCAUUCUUCCAGGUGGUGGAACUGCUCUCCUCAAGGCUGCCGGUCAAGCCCUAGGUGGACUUAAGCCUGCCAACUUUGACCAACAGCUUGGUAUCAACAUCAUCAAGAGCGCCAUCACCAAACCAGCACGUACGAUUGUUGAGAAUGCCGGCGCAGAAGGAUCAGUAGUUGUUGGUAAGCUCAUGGAUGAAUUUGGAGCCGACUUCAACAAGGGAUUCAACAGUGCUACUGGGGAGUACGUUGACAUGAUCGCUGCUGGUAUUGUUGAUCCUUUCAAGGUUGUCCGCACCGGUCUGGUUGAUGCUAGCGGUGUUGCCUCAUUAUUAGGCACCACUGAGGUUGCCAUUGUUGAGGCACCAGAAGAGAAGGGAGCACCAGCUGGCGGAGGUAUGGGUGGCGGCAUGGGAGGUAUGGGUGGUAUGGGAGGAAUGAUGUAG
Molecule: messenger RNA, 1755 nt
Organism: Sclerotinia borealis F-4128
Lineage: Eukaryota; Fungi; Ascomycota; Leotiomycetes; Helotiales; Sclerotiniaceae
Source: the annotation of a GenBank genome assembly